CACGUCACGUGUAAAGUCACGGAAAGUGCCGCGAGAAAGAGACGAGGCGGUUGAGUUCAAAUUUUACGAAGAAAAAAGACAAGCAGCGAAUGGAGGGAAAUUAAGUUUAGAUAUAGUGUUCCUCGCUUGUAUUUUUUUUAAGCUUUUGUGAGCUGUAUCACUCAGAUCAACUGAAGAUGGAGCAGCUGAAUUUAGGCAAUGAGGCGGUAAAAUCCUCAAAAAGAAGACUGUCUUCGAUUUUAAAAGCUACUCGAACAUCUAUGAAAAUACAUGGAGCUGAGCAAGAAGAACAAAAGGAGGAAAUUGUCAAGCCUGUUGAGAAGAAAAGGAAUUCACGAAGAGUGAGUUUUGCCACAACAAAUAAUGUUCGAGUCUUUACCAAUGAUGCAAAGAGUGAAUCUCCUGUUCUAGCAUCUAUUCAAAACACACAAGUUGGAGGAGACAGACCAAAUGAAAAGAUUCUGUGUUUUGUGGAUGAGGGAAGUCACCAAAUCAAAGGCCUAGAUACAUUGUUGAACACUCCUCUUUAUCUGUCCCAGCAUAAGGAGAAUUUUUUCUCUGAUCCAGUCUUGCAAGAUGACUGUGUGGAUAGAACAAUGCUGCUCGGAGACGAUACUGGAUGCAUGGAUAUUACUCAGAGUCACACAAUUACAAUUGAUAAGGAUUAUGAAUUUGAAGAAGAAACAAACCCAAGUCAGAAGGGUUUGCCACAUGAAGCAAAAGCAGAGAGGAAAAAUGCUGCCAAUGACUCAGACUUCAGUGCUUUUCUUGCCAGUAUGAGCUUACCCACUGUAAAUACCAUUAAGCCCCACUCUUCAGAAAAUCAGCUUGGUAAUAUCUUCUGUUCAGCCAAUACAAGCACAUCAGAUGUUGAUAAAGAGAAUCACUUGCCAGUUAAGCAACAUCCAGGUGGCAAGGGAAACCCGCAACAACCUCGAGGACUUCAGCGAAGGCGUUCUCGUAUUGGAAUUGUUGAAGAAAAUGGUAUAGAGACAACCAAGAGUCACACUGUUGUAACUGAAAACAUAGGUAAUGCUGAGCUGUUCACACCCUCUGUUUCUGUAAAUCAAAGAGGUGUUUCAUUCAUGACAUCUGCCUUUUCGAACAUCCCAGAUGACAUGGAGCUCACUUUGAGCCAGACUGCUGCAAUCAAUGUUAAAGUUACAGGAAAUAUCAUUUGUGAUGUCCAGGCUCCUCUGGAGCACAAUAGAUCCCAUAAUUUCUCUGAGGACAGUGAUACAAUGGAAGUGACAAGGGCAUUCAAUGUUUCUGUUCGUGAAAAAGACUACACAAUGAGCAUGAAGGAGCAAGCUCAGUCUUCAGUUCCCACAGUAAGAAGGAUGUCCUCCUUUAAUAUGAUUGGAAAUGCAGAGACAGCAGAUCAUAAUAAAGCUGGUCAUUUACAGACCAAUUUCUCAAUAGCCCAGACAACUAAUUCCGAUGAUAUGGAAAUGACGGGAACAUUUGAUGUAUCUGUUAGAGAAAAAGACACAACAAGUGAGCCAGCUCAUCCUCCAGGUGCCAAAGUAAGCAAGAUGUCUACUUUUGAUUCUUUUGAAAAUGUAGAUAUGGUGGAUCGAAACAAAUCUACGAACAACUUUAUAGCUCCAACUGCUACUACUGACGAUAUGGAGAUGACACAGUGCCAUACUAUUGUUCUCAAUGACAAACAGACAAGUGAAAACCAGCAAUUCAGCAACACAAGGAAUAGUUUGCCUCUUGUACCUUUAUCCAGAUCUAUUCGAGAAGAUCAGCAUACAGGCAAUAUGAAGAAGGACGUCCCGCAUCCAGUUCCCAGAGUAAGCAAGAUGCCCUGCUUUGAUUUAGUUGGAGGAGGAUUGAUAAUGAAUCCCAUCAAAUCAGACCACCUCCCAAUAGCCCAAAUUGCAAAUUCUGAUGAGAUGGAGAUAACACAGUGUCAAACAAUUUUUCUUGAGGCCGAGCAGGUCAAUGGAGACAAGCCAUUCAGCAACACAAGGAAUAGUUUGCCCCUUGUGCCUUUAUCCAGAUCUGUUCGAGAAGAUCGGCAUACAGGCAAUAUCAAGAACGAAGCUCUGCAUCCAGUUUCCAGAGUAAAUAAGAUGCCCUGCUUUGAUUUAGUUGGAGAAGAAUUGAUAAUGAAUCCCAUCAAAUCAGACCACCUCUCAAUAACCCAAACUGCAAAUUCAGAUGAGAUGGAGAUGACACAGUGUCAAACUAUUUUUCUCGAUGCCAAGCAGGUCAAUGGAGACAAACCUUUAAACAACUCAAGAAAGAAUUGGCCUGGUACAUCGGUAUCUGGACCUGAUUGCAGUGAUGGAAUGGACAUGACUCAAGCAUUCACAGGGCGUAUAAUCCAUAAUGCUUUUCCAGCCUCCAAGAAGAAAAGAGGUCAAAGCAUUCUGAUGCCUGCUACAACUACAUUAGCUCAACAUAAUGAUAGUGACUGUAUAGACUUCACAUGCCAAACAAAUACUUAUGAUAGUAUUUCAACCCCAAGUCCUGAUGAAAUGGAAUUGACCGGUUGCACCACUAUUAAUAUUGAUUCGAACCGUACCUGGCUAGGGAGUGCUGUGGACCUCACUGGUGCAAGAAGAGCAACAUUCUCUGCUAAUCAAACAAUCACUAUGGUUGAACCUAUGGAGAUGACUGAGGUACCCAUGGCACCAGUUAGUGAGCAAAAAUAUAAAGCUUUUAUGUCUCAAAGAAAGUCAGGAGUAAGAAUGAUGCCCUUGGUGUGUGAUCCUGAAAAUACUGAAGCUGAUAAGCGUCAGACUGAUUUCUCCAACCAUGAUGACAUGGACAUGACACAAUGCCAGACUGUUGUGCUUGAGGCUGAAAACUGCAAGAAGGCCAAACUAUUCAGUAAUUCCAGGAAGAGUCUGAACCUUGUAUCUACAUCCUUCAGUCCUGAUGUUGACAGUAUGGAGAUAACCCAGGCACUCACUGGCAAUAUCGUGUUAAAAAGCUUUGCAUCCAGAGAGGAAAGUAAGCAUGAGAGAAAUCUGUUGCCUGUAGCACAAAGUUGUCAAAUACAGGAUGAGUCUGACUGCAUGGAAAUGACAUGUCAAGCCAGUGCAUCAAAUCUAGCUAUUCCCUGUGUUGAUGAUGAAAUGGAACUAACAGGAUGCAACACGAUUGCAAUUGACUCAAAAAACACAUUGGCAGCAAGUGCUACAGAGAUCAAAGUGCAUGACAGUGCACUUUGGGCGUCAACAUCUGUUUCUAGAUCCGCCGUGUCAAGUGAAGAACAAAAUGUAGUGAGUGAACCUGCCAAGUGUGCUAUUAACCACGUCUUCCCCUCAAAACACUUUUUUGAUCUUAAUGGCAAAAACAUUAAAUGCAACAACACAGAGACAAUAUCCUGUGGCCCAGCCAUCAUGCAAUUGGAAAAAAAUUGCAAAAUGGCACAUCCAAGCAAUGUGUUGACUGAUGAAGACAGUGAUAUGCAAGUUACAAAGGUCCUUACAAUGCCCAUUGAAAUUGAGCAGAGUGUUUCUUUUAAUGAAGAAGCACAGAUAAAGACUUUUUGUGGCUCUGGAAAAGAAGAGGGUCAAGCACCUUGGCCUAACAAGGAACAAAGUACAGGUUCAGUCCAACUUGAAGGUUCCUCCUCAAAUGAGUCUGCAGUUGAUUCCUUCAUUAUAGAAGAGCAGCAACAUGCAAAAGCAAGACGAAGAAGUUUAGCUGACUUUCAAACGGAGCUUCGCAACAUGUCAAGGCGUAUCCAGGAAGAGCAAAAUGUGAUAACAGGAAGCACAACUGCACCUCUGCCUUCAUGUUGCCUCCCUGAGAAUUCCCUUAAAGAGCAGUGUGAAAUUUCCAAAGAGCUAACUUCAAAUGCCACACCUAAAGUCAAGCAAAUAAAUAAAUCUGUUCAUGAGAAGACCACACCUUUUAGUCUCAAAAAGACGGCAUUUUCAUCAAGGUUGUCUUUGUGUGGUAUUGUACCAAAACUACCGAAACGAGCUACAACUGCAACUCCUAACAAAACUGUGACCAUAAGUAGUUAUGAUUUACAGUCUCUUCAACUAGAGAAACAUUUUGAUGUUGCUGUAAAAAAUGGCAACUGCGAAACAGUCAAUAUUAAUGAUGAAGAGUUCCCUGAAAUGAGCAGCGAAGAAGACUUGUCCAAGAGUCUUGAAAAUUGGCCAAAUAACAAGGAAGAUGAACUGGAUGGUUCUUUGGUUGUACCCAAGUAUGAAGAGCCUUUGGAGAAUGAGGUGUUUGAAACAGACACAAGCGCUAGUCCUUGUUUUAAAAGGCCACAUUCAGAGGAAGACUCUAUUACAGCAGAACAAACCAAGAAAGUCUGUGUUUCUGACAUGGGGCCUGACUGUCAUGAAGCUGCCGUACAGUGGGAAGGUAAUUUUACAAGGCAUGCUGCUCAGAAUCCCAGGGCAAAGACAAUUGAAGAUACAGGAGUGUCUGAAUCCACUCUCAAAUACUCACAGUUUGACUGCCAUAUGGAUGGGACGCUGAAUCAAGUAUUUGAUUUCAACAAGAAACUUGAGGACGGAAGCAUCACAGUCAAUGAAUUCUUAAGCCACUUUGGCAUCAACUUUGUUAUCCACAGAUCUAGACCAAGUGCUCUUCCUGACAGUUGUAGAGCUGGAGAGACACGUACCAUGGAGGAUUUGCUCAAAGAGAAAUACAUAUACCACCCCAAGCAGAGAGCAUAUGAGCAAGACUGUAAGAAUCUCACAGAGAUGGUAGAAAGACUUAAAGAACAGAUGCCUGAACAAGAGAAAUCCCUGGGAUGCAUUAAUGGAGCCCUUCAGCAAGAGUUAUGUACUCUCUCUGAAGAGCAAUUAAAAAGCUUUGGCUCCAAGUUGAAAGAACGAAGAGUUUAUUUUGGAAAAAGAAGCAAAGCACUUUCUCAUGAAAUGAAAAGAGACAUUUACUCAGAGCUCAUCAAAACGACACAGGAUGCAAAACAGAGUCUGAUAUCUAAAAUCAAAGAGACGAAUGAAAUGAUUGAAGACUUGGAUGGAUGCAUUAAUGAUUUAGAAACUGAACUUGCAUCUGUAGAGGCCAUGAUUAUGGGAGAUCAUCUUGACGCUCCUCAGACCAGACCAGCCUUAAAAGCUAAGGAAGAGGAUUUGCAGAGACUUAACUCAGUUGUCACAGAAAAGGAGAGGGAAAUUGGUGAGUUGGAUAUUCAGCUAAGGUCUUUGGAGAGCCAACAGGAGAAGCUGCAAGGGGAAUCCAGUAGCCUUAAGAAUCAUCUUGCAACCUUGAACAGUUUGAACGAGUGGCGUCUUGAUGCGACAGAUGAAAAGGGGGCUUUGUUUACCUUCCUUCACAAAACUGUACAUCUGCAGGUGAACCUGCUAACACCUGCUGGAAAGGAAUGGAUGACUGAGGAUGUGGAGCGAAAUAUAGAUGUAAGCUUCCAGUUGCACCUGGAUGUGGAAAAGUCUGAGUCUCAUGCAAGCAUGGUCCACAAGUUACUUUCACUACACUAUCAUUUUCAAACUCAAUGGACAAAGAGGUACCCAACAACCCAACAUAUACCAGAGCUGCUUCAUGACAUUAGUUUGGUGGUGGGCCGUCUCAGGCUCUUGGGCGAGGAGAUUCAUCGGCUGAAGAAGUGGGGACUGAAGCUCCGCAUCUUGAAGAUCAGCUGUUCAGACACACAAGUUCAUGUCAUCUUCUCAAGUCUGAAAGCGUUUGAAAAGUUUGAGUUAAGUCUGAUGGUCACACCAGACUAUCCCUUUGGGCCACUUCACAUACAGGACUUCAAAAGUUAUGUUGGGGAUACAAGGUUGAGUCAAAUCGAAGACAUCAUAUCAUCAGUCAAACCAGCCAAGAACUAUCUGACAAAAGUCCUUAAGAACAUUCAUGAUGACCUCCUGUGCUAAGAUCCCAGGCCUCAUUGUUUAAUCUGUUCUUUACUGUCUUUUGUUUGUGUAUAUAUUGAUGUUUUUACAUAAUCAAAUAAAUAAUUGAAGAUGUAGCCAAAAACAA
Puntigrus tetrazona (Sumatra barb) is the source of this 5949-nucleotide messenger RNA. It is a transcript of the gene knl1, whose product is annotated as kinetochore scaffold 1. Gene Ontology annotation, biological process: cell division; attachment of spindle microtubules to kinetochore; protein localization to kinetochore. Lineage: Eukaryota; Metazoa; Chordata; Actinopteri; Cypriniformes; Cyprinidae. The coding region runs from base 177 to 5843 and encodes 1888 amino acids. The transcript is spliced from 26 exons. Gene Ontology annotation, cellular component: nucleus. The record is from RefSeq and is a predicted model, not a curated record.